This is a messenger RNA of Pochonia chlamydosporia 170, 1017 nucleotides long. RefSeq lists its product as hypothetical. The record is from RefSeq and is a predicted model, not a curated record. Bases 1 to 1017 code for a protein of 338 amino acids. NCBI's taxonomy places the organism in Eukaryota, Fungi, Ascomycota, Sordariomycetes, Hypocreales, Clavicipitaceae. The transcript has 2 exons.
AUGGAUUGGGCCAAGCUCCUUACCGCCAUAUGGCGUGAGGACGGACACAAACUACCAGACGACAUGGGCCUUAUAGAACACCAAGUCAUUAACACUUUACAAGACGCACCUCGUAAUAAGGCAAUUGGGUUCGUGCUAAUCGCUUUAGCGAUUGCAUGGGGUGACCUAGUGCUUUGCGACCCAGAUAACUUGUCCUCUUCAACAAGGUCGCCUGAAGAACUUUACUUAAUAUCGCAAAUCAUACCUUCUUAUAUUCCUCGUAACAUGGCGAGGGAUCUAAUGGUCGAGUAUGAUAAAUUUGAAGAAAGGGCAGAGAAGAAUCAUACCAGCGGUAGCCCAAAGCGAGGAAGGGGUUUUGGGGCGGCGCAAGCGCGGUUCGAGAAGGACUACGCCACUGAAAGUCAACACCGAAAAGCAAUAGAGCGUACACAGCAGAAAGGAAAAAGAUCAUUUGCCCUCAGAAAGGCCGAAAUUAUGGACAGUAGUAAUGACACCACGGAGAGUGAUGACAUGUCAGGAAGGCAAAAUCGAUUGGAAACAGAAAAGAGACCGAACAACUCCAAAAAGACAUUGACCCUUGAACAGAUUGAUGAAGAGCUGGACAAAAUGGAAAAGUCCAGGGUCAUGCGAUCCCGACCCCGGGGGGUUGGGUUGGGACAUUGGGUACGAUGGAAUAAGGGCCAAGCUGCCCAAAGUCAACGCCAAAACGCGAGGGAAGACAGCUCACAGCAGAACGAGAAAAGAAAGCUAGCCCACAAGCAGAUCGAAAAAAUGGACAGUAGUAGUGAGACCGCGGAGAGUGACGGAACUUCAAUUGAUGAAAAACCGCACAGGGUGGAAAAGUCCAGAGCCAGCCGACCCGGACCCUUUACUGACAUUUUUCGCAAAGCAAAUGAGUAUGCCCGUCAACUCGAGAACGAGGCAAAACAGAAGUCUGCCAGUAGCAGCGUUACAUCGUUUCAGGAUACAUCCAGCGAAAUAGAAGAUUCCGACAGAGAAAGGCCAGUCAAAAGGUAG